AUGAAUACCUUCGAAUUCAGUAAUACUUGGUCACUCACUUACCUCCGUCCGACUAUACCCCCAGACCUCUGGGACGCAAUCCGCGAAGUUGAACUUCGCUGGGCCUUCCCGGGCCACUGGCUCCCUAGCAAGGACCCCGUCAAGACGAUCUACUUCUCCGCUGGCCGGCAGCAGUGGGUUGAGACUUGCAAGGCCUUGACGCGGAUGAAGAGUCUUCAGUUAUUCACGCUCCACCUGAGCGGCAGCUGGUUCUGCGAACCGGUGGAGAAACUCCCGGUUUUCCUGGAACCGUUGCGAGAUCUGAACCUAAAGCAAAGGUGGAAGCUGCAGUUACCCAAGCAGCCGUAUUAUGUCAAGGAGGUCCGGAAUAUAGAUGGGGAUCUGCGUAAGAGAGGUAUUGAUUGUUUGGUUUGGGUGGCGUAA
Aspergillus bombycis is the source of this 423-nucleotide messenger RNA. RefSeq lists its product as uncharacterized. The record is from RefSeq and is a predicted model, not a curated record. NCBI's taxonomy places the organism in Eukaryota, Fungi, Ascomycota, Eurotiomycetes, Eurotiales, Aspergillaceae. Bases 1 to 423 code for a protein of 140 amino acids. The transcript has a single exon.